UUCUCAUUCUCUCUUGUGCUUUGAUCUCUGCUUAACAACAGUAACGUCACAGGGACUGUACAGGAGAGUUUUGUUGGAAGUUAGAAAGUUUUGCAGCCUCCAGAGGGCUGUAGCGGCAGUAGCAGCAAGCAGCAUCCAAGGGACUCCUGGAAGGGAAGGAGAGAGAGAGAGAGAGAGAGAGAGAGAGAGAGACUGACUCAGUCCUUUAGAAAACUGACUUUAGAAGAAGGAGACAGACAUGGAACAUCAGCUGCUGUGUUGUGAAGUGGAAACCAUCAGAAGAGCCUAUCUAGAUGCCAACCUACUAAAUGACAGGGUUCUGCAGACAAUGCUGAAGGCAGAGGAGACCUGCUCGCCCUCUGUAUCCUACUUCAAGUGCGUGCAGAAGGAAAUCUUGCCAUAUAUGAGGAAAAUAGUUGCCACUUGGAUGCUGGAGGUUUGCGAGGAGCAGAAAUGUGAAGAGGAAGUUUUCCCCUUGGCUAUGAAUUAUUUGGACAGAUUUUUGUCGUUUGAACCCCUCAAGAAAAACCGAUUGCAACUUCUGGGAGCUACCUGCAUGUUUGUGGCUUCAAAAAUGAAGGAAACUAUUCCUCUAACCGCAGAAAAACUGUGCAUUUACACCGAUAACUCCAUUAGACCCGACGAAUUACUGCAAAUGGAGCUGUUUCUGGUGAAUAAGCUGAAAUGGAAUCUGGCCGCAAUGACCCCUCAUGACUUCAUUGAACAUUUCCUUUCUAAAAUGCCUGUUGCUGAGGACACCAAGCAAAUCAUCCGUAAACAUGCCCAGACUUUUGUGGCUCUGUGCGCUACAGAUGUUAAGUUUAUUUCAAACCCACCUUCCAUGAUCGCAGCUGGGAGUGUGGUAGCAGCUGUGCAAGGCCUUCACCUGGGAAACACUAACACUUUCCUCUCCUAUCAAUAUCUCACACAUUUCCUAUCACAAGUUAUCAAAUGUGACCCGGAUUGUUUACGAGCUUGCCAAGAACAGAUUGAAUCCCUCCUUGAAUCCAGUCUACGCCAGGCACAGCAACACAACAUAUCUUCAGAAACAAAGACUGUUGAGGAUGAAGCAGACCUUUCCUGCACACCCACCGAUGUGCGAGACGUGAACAUUUAAGAGGACUUCUACAAAUCGGUUUGUUUGGCAAUGCGAGCAGACAAAGAAAGGGCAUCUGAGAAGGAAUCAGCAUCAGGAUCUCUCCCCCAGAAACCCUUUUCUCCAGGACAUUUUUAUACCAGAAGGGAAAGCUUCACUCUUGUUAUUUUUUUCCUUGCUCUUUCUCCCUUCCAUCUGUGACUUCAAACAAACAAAAAAUACCCCAAAACUGUCUUAAAAAAAAAAAAAAAAGAAAAAUAAUAUUUGCAUGACCCCAAGGGGUUUGUGCUACAAAAAAUAGAGGAUUUUAUACAAUAAUAAUCAACUAGUUUUAUGUUAAAGUGUUCUUGUCUGUAUGUUGUAAAAAUAGACAUUAACACACAAAAUGUCUCCAGGGGAGGUAUUAGAUUUGAUUUCUUACAUAUAAAACAAACAAAACCAACCAACGAACCAUUUUUAAAGUAGAAGAGGGUUUUUUUUAAUAGAAAAUGACAUAUUCUUUUUGUUUUUUCCUAUAAAAAGCAUAGCUUUAACGCAGUUCUAGGCUUUUCUGUAUCUUGCUUGCUUAUGCAUUUAGUCACUUUAUAAUUCAUCUGUAAAUGUUUAUUUUCUUAGGUUUUUAUCCUCUUCACCUUAUAAAUGGUUAACGUAACCCAUAAGUUAGUGUAUUUUAGUAUACCGCAUUAUUAUAUGUUAAUCUUUUGUACCUGUGGAUUGCCUGUGCAUAAGGCUUUUGUAGGGUUCCAGCUUAGCAUUGUCGGGGAAGGGCCAAUGUACUACUCAUACGAUACUCUAUUAUAAAGAGAAACCGAAAUAUUGACAUAAUAUAUUAUAUUUUUGUAAUCUUCAUAUUUUUGUAGUUACCUGUGUAUAAAAUGCUGGUCUGACCCAACAGAUAUUCAGCCUCAUUAUGGUCAGGUUCAAUCCACAGCCUAGUCUUUUUUUUUUUAAAAUAUUCUAAAACCAUUCCAUUCAAAGCACUUUCAGUCCAUUAGAUAUAGGAAAUACGUUCUUUUAUUGUGGGAAUAUUUUUUUAAAUGGAAUGGUUUGGAAAUAUAUAAGUGCUUGUGCGCAAACUUUGAAUUGCAAAGCAAGUGCAUUUAACUAUGGUGUUAGAGGAAAGGUGAUUUUUUUUCAAAGGUUGUGUUUCAGUGAGAGAAAUUGCAUUCACAAAUUGCCAGGAUAUCUUCCUAUCCUUUUCUAUAGAAAAGUUGAAGUUUAGAAAUCCUUUGAUGCCAACUCAUGUUUGUAAAUUAGGGGCCUUAAAGGUUCACGUAUAGGACACAUAGUUUAAGGAUUGUCUCUAGAUGUUUUACAACUGAAGGUUUUUAAACACUAAAAUAUAUAAUUUAUAGUUAAGGCAAAAAGAAUAUUUAUUGCAGAGGAUGUUCAUAAGGCCAGUAUGAUUUGUAAAAUAACGCAAUCGCCCCUUGAUUUAAAAAAAUAAUCUUUCUAUCCUUGAUGUUGCAGUUUUAACACAGCUUAUUAAAGAAAAAAAAAGACACUCUUUUCAAAAACAGUGUAUUUGGCCCCUUCUUAGACAUUUCCAAAAACUAUCUAACCAUGAGAAACGCCAUAGUUAAAAAAGAAUAGAUUUGGUGUACUUGAAAGGAGUUCUUAUUCCAAUAUAUCCCCCCGUUGUUUUUUUUUUAUUUAGCUACAAAUAGAAAAUUUGCACAUCUUGGCUAUGUAUCUUUUUAUUAUUAUUUUAGAAAGUAGCUGAAGGGACGUGGACAUAGCUGUUGAAGUUGAUGCUCGAGGAGAAUGUGAUGGUGAAAUGUAUGUGAGAAAACUGCCGCUAAGGUGUUGAUUGUAAAAAAAAAUUUAAAAAAGAAAAGAAAGGAAAAAAAGAAAAAAAAGGAGUGGAUGCUCCAUUUUUAUUGAGCUGCUAUGGAUAAAUUCCCAGCAUGGUUUGAAAAAAAAUUAACAUUGCUUUCUGUAUCUUUGUCAUUGUGUUUUGCUGCUAUUUUAUGGAUCAGUUUUUUUUGUUUUUGUUUUUUGUUGUUAUACAAUGUCAUAUACUGCCAUGUUAUAGGUUUUAAUUUUCUCAUAGAAAAUUAUAUUAUUGACAUCAUUUUUUGUAGAUUUUUUAUGUGAUCAAUUUUUACUUAAUGUGAUUAUUACUGCUCUAUUCCAAAAAGGUUCCUGUUUCACAAUACCUCAUACUUCAGUUAACCAUGUUUAGACCAGGUUUUAAUGUUCGUUCACAGUGCCUCAUAGUUCUACUGCAAACUGAAAUGCAUUGAACAUUAUUCUGAAUGGGUCUCGCGAUUCGCAACUAGGUUGCAUUAAUUUAAAAACGACAGACAUUUCAGAAGAUCAAGUAAUGUCAGUCUUUUGUUAUGCGUCUUAUAAAGCUGGAUUCUUUGUCUGAUCUGGGGUUUAUUAUCAUAGUAGUUUUAAGAUGUGUUAUUAGCCACAUUGAUAUAUGAAAGGUGCAUUAUAAUAUAACUCUUAUAUGCCACUUGGUGUUGUUUCCCAUCAGCUGGGACUCAUCAUUUGGUGUGAUAGGUUAUCUUCUGGAACUCUAAGUAUUUUGUGUGUUUAAUCUGUUAUAAUAUACUAGGGGUUUUUGUUUUGUUUUUUUUUGUUAAUUAUAGCAUAAUGCUAAUUUAAAAAAGCCUGUAAAUCUCAUAAAUAAGCCAGCUAACAAAGUUGUAUGCUGAAGAAUAAUCUAGCUGUUGCCUGUAUGCUGCUAAACCAAAACAGAAUUAGAACUCAUUUUGAGGGCAAAUGCAGUUAAGAUCCUACAUAGUGUAUAAAUAAAGCAUUGCAAUGCUACUAGCAGUCGCAGGACCCAGGAGGACUGGAUACAUUCUGUCCAAAUUUCAGGAACAUUUCUUACUGCUUACCUCAUGAACACUUCUGUUUGUGGCAUCUCUGUGUCUCUGAACCAAACAUGAUUAUUGCAUUAGUGGUUGUUGGUUAUAUGUGUUACACUGAGUGGCAGUGCAUACUGCAAAUUUCUUUAAAUAUGUAUGUACUCGAAGGCCAAAUCCUGAUAAACAGGUUCAUGUGCCAACAGAGAUGCUUUAUUUGUCACAUUAUUAUAACAAUCUAUAGUAAGCAAGCAAUUCAGAUUUGUACAUUUUUUUAUAUUGUACUUAUUGGCAUCACUGGUCUGAAAUGCACAUUUUCACCAACAGACCUGUAACAGACAAGUUUCCAGCAAAAGAACUAAAGUCUAGAAAUAAAAUUUGUAAAACCCAA
Molecule: messenger RNA, 4306 nt
Organism: Gopherus flavomarginatus (Mexican gopher tortoise)
Lineage: Eukaryota; Metazoa; Chordata; Testudines; Testudinidae
Gene: CCND1
Product: cyclin D1
Exons: 5
Coding region: 239-1117 (292 amino acids)
Biological process (GO): regulation of cyclin-dependent protein serine/threonine kinase activity; positive regulation of G1/S transition of mitotic cell cycle; mitotic cell cycle phase transition
Cellular component (GO): cytoplasm; nucleus; cyclin-dependent protein kinase holoenzyme complex
Molecular function (GO): cyclin-dependent protein serine/threonine kinase regulator activity
Source: RefSeq, a predicted model, not a curated record